AUGUCCUCACAGCACGAUUCUAGAGGAGAUGAGAAAUUACACCAUCAAAGAUCGGCUAAUGCACUGUCGAGAGGAGCUGACCAAAGCACGUCCAAUUCAGACCAACACGCAUCAAUUGAUUACCAAGGGUUAGCUGCUGAGUCUGCUGCUGCUACUGCAUCCGCUGCAAUGGCUGCUUUGGGUCAAAGACAAACUCGUCACCAUCUGAACCAAAAUCAACAUAUUCAGCACCAACAACUUCAGCUUCAACAACAACAACAACAGCAGCAGCAGCAGUAUGCACAGGUUCUGAAACAGCCACAAGUAGAGCCAUCUACUCCUACAACUGAUGCUGAAUCUGUUUCAGAGUUGGACAAUUCAACCGUGUCACAAGCUCUAGCUCACAUCAACAGCAUUAAGAACCCACAUAGAAUCAAAUUGUCCACCCAAGAUGUCAAAUUAAUCUUGUAUUUAAUUGUUGAAAUUAAACCUUUUAAAUAUGUUGGUAAUCGUGCAUUGAGUCAAACUAAGAAAUGGGAAAUUAUACAAAACAAGUAUUAUGAUUUGAAAUUUAGAGAAAAUAACGAUACAAACUUCAUCAUUCCAACUGUUCGUACUUUACAACGUCAACUUGCUGGUGCAGUUAAAAAGGCACAAAAACAGAGAGGUAAAGAAAGGGCUGGAGGAUUUGACCGAACUCACACCAUUCCUCAAACUUUACCUGAAAUUGAUGCUGAUGAUUAUUACAACUUCAGACACAUUUCUCCCAAUAGUCCACAAGAGGAAUUAGAGAGCGCUUUGUUGGAUUUGCACGAGUUGAGUGAUAAGAUAAAGGAAUUGAAAUCCCAAAGUAAUAAUUUAGUUAAAGUUAGUUAUCAACCACGCACCAAAACAUUAACAGGUGACGCAUUUAAUGAUGACGAAAAUGGAAUCCCCAGAAGAGGUGGUGGUAGUGGAGCUGUAUCCACUGCUGAUACUAGAGAUGCUACUUCCCAUUUAGAGGAAAUUCUGAAUGUUUUAAGUCAUAGAAUUUUCAACUUGAAACAAGAACUUGAAAAUGAUUCCACCAUUCCACCAAAACAAAAACAGACAUUUGAAUUAUUAGAAUCAGUAUUCAACCAUACUAAUGAAAUGAGAGGCUUAGUUGCACAAGAAAACGAAGCUUUGAAUAAACAAAUAAAUAAAUUGAUUAGUAACCAUUUGGAAAAAAUUGAACGUGUUAGAUCUCAAUUUAAUGUUCAGCAAUUGGAAUCGAUUGAAAAGAUUACUGAUUUGUUUAAAGAAGAUUUCAAGCAAGCUGGCAAGUCAAAAACUAUUCUUGAAAAACUUGAUUCUAUUAAAGAAUUGCUCAAAUAA
This is a messenger RNA of Lodderomyces orthopsilosis Co 90-125, 1335 nucleotides long. RefSeq lists its product as uncharacterized. The record is from RefSeq and is a predicted model, not a curated record. The transcript has a single exon. Lineage: Eukaryota; Fungi; Ascomycota; Pichiomycetes; Serinales; Debaryomycetaceae. Bases 1 to 1335 code for a protein of 444 amino acids.